Diospyros lotus (date-plum) is the source of this 3228-nucleotide messenger RNA. RefSeq names its product zinc finger CCCH domain-containing protein 18. The transcript is spliced from 8 exons. The coding region runs from base 959 to 2713 and encodes 584 amino acids. The record is from RefSeq and is a predicted model, not a curated record. Lineage: Eukaryota; Viridiplantae; Streptophyta; Magnoliopsida; Ericales; Ebenaceae. Gene Ontology annotation, molecular function: metal ion binding; RNA binding.
UUUAGAUCCUUGCACUAAAAUGGUUAAUUUCCAUGCUCAUGCUCUUUGCUUCCCUUUCCUUUUUUUUUUUUCCCUCUUCUUUUUGUGGGAAAUUAGUUUGAAUGAUUGAAUUUGGAAAUGGGUUUUGUUAUGGUGGGUUUCUUUUGUGUGUGGGCUUCACUGAGUUGUUCGAACUUGUUUAAUGUGGAAGCUUUGUUUUCUUCUUGUCUACUUGAAAUUAUGAUUUUUGACAUGGGUUUUGUUUAAAACCAAAUGGGUUUUCAUUGAAAUGUAGAAGAUGCAAGCUUUUGGUGUUUUUGAGUUUCCAUCCUCAAAAUGGGAGAUUAUUGGGUUUGUUUCAAAAUGUUGUUGAGAAAUUGUUGGUGCCCAAUUCUCUAUUUUGUGCUUUAAAUUUGUUUCCUUCUUCGGAACAAGAAAAGGAUUGUCCUCUUCCUUAAUUUGGUGCAACUAAUGCGUUGCUUUGAUGGAAAGAGCACACGGCGUUUCUGAUGGCAACUGGGUUUUCUUCUGCUGCUUUUCAUGGAAAAGAUAAGAAAAGAAACUUCUCCUUUCCUGGGUUUUGAUGAUUAUGCAAAUCUGUUCGUGAAAUCCUCCUUUUUGUUAUUUCCCAGUUGGGGCAUGGUGAAGAUGGGUCUUCUCUGUCAUUUCCUUUUGCAGAAGAAGAAACUUGUGUCUAAUUUGGAGUUGCUAUUUUUUUGGGCUCAAAACCAUUGUGUUUCGUUCUGUUCAAAAAAUAGAAGUAAAAAGCCCUUCUGCUUUGCUGUUCUGCCAUUUAUGUUCUUCGAGCUUCUUCAAGGUUACAUUUGCCUUCGUUCUCUAUGUUAUACCUUCUUAUUUUGGCCAAAUCUUCGAAAAUCCUAUCUGUGGCUUAAACUUGCAGGUUGUGGACCAUAAUGUCUUUUGUUGAUUCUGAUAAGCUGGGUAUACUGAAUUCAAUGUGGUUGAAGUAAUUGCUCGAAUGAAAUGGUCAAGGUUCGAGAUGGACCUUCCUGAGUCUACAAAGGUUGUAUACAACAGGAUCCAGAAAUUAGAGCCAGAAAACGUGUCGAAAAUCCUUGGAUAUAUCCUAUUGCAAGAGAAUGCUGAACGUGACAUGAUCCGGCUGGCCUUCAGCCCGGAUAAUCUGCUCCACUCUUGGAUUAACAAAGCCAAAUCUGACCUUGGAUUAUCCACCUCACAAGCAGUUUCUGCCCCAAUUUCUCCUCAGGUUAAUCCAGCACCUGCUCCAGAUCUUCCCUUCCAGUUUGUGCCAUUCGUGCCAACUUCAUCUGGUGCAUUUUCAUCUCCAGCAAAUUUUCGAGCCACCAAUCUUUACUUUGAUCCCCAAAUAAAUGUUGAUCAGCAGGCAGUUGGUAAUGUGGAGUUUGUGCCGCCAUCUUAUGCUGAUCCAGUUGCCAACCUCCAUGGCCAACUCCAGUUCUUGUCUCUGGAAGAUCAACUGGAUCCUGUUAAUUCAGUUGCUUCAGAUUUCGCUGGCAAUUAUUAUUACCCAGAACAACCUGCUUUAGGGCCAAGAGCAAACCGGAGGACCCCUAGCUUGCCGGAGUUUCCUGUUAAGGUUUGCCAUUACUUCAUCAAGGGGUUCUGUAAGCAUGGAACCAACUGCCGGUAUUUCCAUGGUCAUCCCAUGACAGAAAACUUCUCUCAGAUGUUCAAUGCUUCUUCGAAUGAACUUGCAAAUGAUGAUCACACCUUCUCGCCUGGAUCUCUCGAGAAGUUAGAAUUGGAGAUCACUGAGCUUUUGAGGUCACGAAGAGGGUGUCCUGUAUCAAUUGCCUCUUUGCCUAUGUUGUACUAUGAGAAAUAUGGAAGGACUCUACAGGCUGAGGGGUACCUCACUGAAAGCCAAAGGCAUGGUAAGGCUGGUUAUAGCCUGACCAAACUGCUUGCUCGACUGAAUAACAGCAUUCGUCUCAUCGAUAGACCUCAUGGCCAGCAUUCAGUUAUUUUGGCAGAAGAUGUUCGAAAAUACAUGGACUUCAAUGGUGAAAGAAGUGAUCAUGGAGCAAUGGUUGCUGGUUCUAGGCAGAUCUACCUUACCUUUCCAGCUGAGAGCACCUUCACGGAGCAGGAUGUUUCCAACUAUUUCAACAAAUAUGGACCUGUCCAAGAUGUGAGGAUUCCUUGCCAACAGAAGAGGAUGUUUGGGUUUGUCACCUUUGUUUUUGCUGAAACAGUCAAGCAGGUUUUGAUGAAGGGAAAUCCUCAUUUUGUGUGUGGUGCUCGUGUUCUGGUGAAACCUUACAGAGAGAAGUCAAAACUUGUUGACAGGAAGUAUGUGGAUAAAAUUCCGCAUCCAAUGUUCUAUGCUUCCCACUUUGCUGGUCCAGAAUCCGAAGUUCACUCAGUGCCUAGAGGUUUUGCCGCUUCAAUGCCAUUCAGCAAGCAGCUCAUGGAAGAACAUCAGGCGCUUGAAGCUGAGGGUAGGCAUCUCUCCGUGUUGCAAAUGGCACCAAAAGCGGUAAACCAGGAGCAGUACAUUGGCAACCCGCUGAACGAGCUGAAUCUCUCAGAAGACCAAGAACAGACCGAGUUCCCAUCUCCCGAACAUUUCAACUACCUGCUGGAUGUGCUCAACAGUGGCUCCACCACCGAUGAGAAACUUAGGAAUGUAAAGACUCGUUACAACGACCAGGACAGCAGCCAAGGACUUAACCUUCCAGACAGCCCAUUUGCUCCGGCUGUAGGAACCAGCAUUUCGACAGUUACUUAGACUUGGAAACAAACAACAACCUAGAGGUAGAGGGCAGAAACCCCGACACAUUCUCGCUUUCUCCCCGCUUUUCCCUUGCAACCGGCCAGUAGUUCGCCUGCAAAGCCGUCCGUCACCUCCUAAGUCCCCGGAAACAACAAACUGACAAAUGGGAUCUCUCUUCGCUCCUUCUCUUGGCUUAAGAGUGGAGGAGGCAAAGAAGCAUAUUGGUAUAGAUCAUAGAUAGAGAUAGAUAUGAUAGAUAUAUGAUAUAUAUAUAUAUAUAAAACAGGGUUUUCUUUUCUCAGUCUUAACGCUAAUUCACAGGAAGCAGAGGCGGCCAUGGAGGCUGCUUAGAAAAGAAUGUAAGUAUAGUUUGGUUUAGCUUUGAGGAAGUAAGGAAGUAGUAGUGAAAUAUGCAGCAGCAGGGUGGUGGUUCAGAGUAUAAUUCAGCAAAGUGUAGAGGAACAUCUCUGCAACACCAGACACUAUAUUCUAAUAAUAAAUAUAUAAAGAAUUUGCAGUUUUAAUCUUUG